CCUCGGGCGGCUGGAGUCGAGGAUGGGAGUGCGGGGCGAGCGCGCUGCGCCCAGGGUCACGGCCGCGGCGGAGUCUGCGGGGCGCGAAGCCAGCGCCCGGCGCUUUUAAAGCCCGGAUCGCGGCGCGCUCCAGGCGCGGGCGGCGGCCGGAUGGAGAGGAAGGGCUUGGCGGCCCGAGCCUCGGGGAACCCUAGCCCGCCCGCGCUGGGUGAGGGACCGCGGCCCGUGCCGCCACCGUGCGUCCCGAGCGGCGGAGGAGCCCCGGAGCGGAGCCAGGCUGGAGCGGCGGCCGAGCCCGCGGAGCUUAUCCGGCGCGCGCACGAGUUCAAGAGCCAAGGGGCGCAGUGCUACAAGGACAAGAAAUUCCGCGAAGCCAUCGGCAAAUACCACCGGGCGUUGCUGGAGCUGAAGGGGUUGCUGCCGCCCCCGGGGGAGCGGGAGCGGGACGCACGGCCAGCCUCCCCGGCAGGGGUGCCCAAAGCCAGCCGCCUCUCGGAGGAGCAGAGCAAGACAGUUGAAGCCAUUGAGAUCGACUGUUACAACAGCCUGGCAGCCUGCCUGCUCCAGGCUGAGCUGGUAAAUUAUGAGAGAGUCAAGGAGUAUUGCCUCAAGGUCCUGAAGAAGGAAGGAGAGAACUUCAAAGCUCUUUACAGAUCUGGUGUGGCUUUCUAUCAUCUUGGGGACUACGACAAAGCUCUCUACUACCUAAAAGAAGCAAGGACCCGACAGCCCACAGACACCAAUGUGGUUCGGUACAUCCAGCUGACGGAGAUGAAGCUCAGCAGAUGUUCUCAAAGGGAGAAAGAAGCCAUGUAACAGCCUCUCUCGAGCCGUACCUGACCAGGGACUUCCAGGCACCAGUGGUGGAGAUUCCCGACGUGGGUUCUCUCCCUCUCUUCCCAGUUCUUCCUGUACUCCUGUUGUUGCUCUUGUUGCUCCGUAACUCUGUCUGUGAGGUGAGAGGCGCUCAUGGACCUUGGUGGGCAGCCCAAACAUGGACUUAUCCUCUUCUCUAGUAGGCCAGCAAAUGGGACAACUGGGGAAGAGUCUCCUGAACUGGGGGUGGUCCUGUGGCUUUGACUUGUGCCAGUGUUUCUGAGCCUGGCAGGUGUGCAUAGCCCACAAUCUGGACCCUUCUACACCUUCCCAGUGGAUCAGAGCAUCUUGAAGCAACUGAAAGGUCUCUGGAGCUGACGUACAUAAGAAGCACUGGUCGGACCAAUGCUGAGGUUGUGAAUUUCCUUCUGAGCGCCUGCCACACCCCCAGACUUGUCCAGGCUUGUACUUUCUUUCCUCCCACUGCGAGGUUAGGUCUUUGCCAGGAUUUACAUACCACUAAGGCCCACUCUCGGUGCCCUCUGGUGACCACACAUACCAUUCCCCCAAACCCAGCUAGCCAGCAGCUGUAACAAAAGGGCAGGGUGAAAUGGGCCAAAGGUUGAGGGCAGAGCAGACUGGGUAGGUGACAGAGGAAGGAGAGAAAGAGCCUUGGGUGGACUGAGGGACUAAUUAAUGUAAAUAAAAACUAACUCACAGGCAUCCGUUCCUGUCAUUUCUGUUGGAAGCAGUUCACUCCCUGUCCCUUAGGCAGAGUGGCCCACAGCUUCCUGUAAAGCCCGUGGUCCUUAGACCAAGACUGUAUGCACCAUGUUGGCCACAGCAUUUGUGCUUUCAGGAGUGGGCUGGGAUUAUGGAAACUGCUCCAGGACUCGGCUUUGAGGGAAUUUGUACACCUCACCCCCCUUUGUGACGAAAUUAUCUGAACUCAGUAUCUAACACGUAACAAAUUUUUGUCGAAUGGAUAAAUUUUGAAUGCAGACUGACUCUCCUGCCUUAAACUAAUUGGGUCCCAGCCUGGCUCCUGACACAUAUGCUUUUUAUGCUAUGCCGCAUUGAAACAUUUCCUGAGGGCCUACUGGUCCCCCACCAUAGUGCAAUAUAGGACAGAGUCUCAGUCUUCACGAAGAUAGAAAAGCUGAGAAAUCCAUAUGAGAUUAUUACCAAUGACACCAUUAAUACACCAUUAAUAUAUAUGAUGCUUAAACACUUUCAAGGCACUUUCAUGUAUUUUUUCGUGUGACUUAGUGAGACACUAUUGUAUAAAAUUAAAAUAUAUACAGAUGCAAUAAUGUUAAUAGUUAGGAUUUAUUAAAUGCACUAUCUUCAGAUCAUUACAUGGACAAUGUCAUUUCUUUCAUGUACUCACUCUGUGGGAUAUUAUUCCCAGGUGAUGGAGAAGACAGACAGCCGGGAAAAUUAACUGUCUUGAGAUUGCACGGCCUUACAGGACAUAGCUAAGAUUGAACCAGAUCUGACUGGUUCCAGAGCUCUGGCUACUAACUAUCUUAUGCUUAGCUGCCUCUCUGUUGGACAGUUAAACUGUGUGAGAGCAGAACAAUUUCCAUGAAGUCAAAACAUGAUUCAUACUUCAGUCCUUCCACCCCCUUAUAUUUACAUAGGCAAGACAGAAAGAGACCAGAAGCCAGAACCCCUAGUGGCUGGAACAGUGACCAGCCAGGAAAAAGACAACAGACCUGGUAAUUACAUCUGUGUGUUGGUCGUUCUAUUUGCUGAUGAAGCAGCAUGAACCUGAACAACCCACCUGGCUGUAUGGCCAGCAGUGAGAGGAUAGGCAAAGACUGAAGGGAGACACAAAGUUAAUUAUGGGUUGUUUGUUCAAACCGUCACUUUGCCAGUGCAAGAUCCAGUCGCUGCUGAAGGGUCCAGAAGCCAGCAGCACAGCUUAUAUCCACACAGCUCCCCAGACACUCUCAGUGGGGGCUGCGGGAAGGUGCUAGAAAUAUCCAGAGUCCCACAGUGGCCCUGGAGAAGAAGAAAAGGAAAAAGCCAUCCCAAGACCACUUUCCCUGACUUUGAACAUAUUCUAUCUUCUUCCUCCAAAAUGGCUUCUUGACCUCCAAAAUGACCCCAACCCCAAUCUACUGUCAGCCCUGGCCUAUGCCUUUGCCCAUCCCCUCAUCCCUCAGUGCUAUCCCCAAGCUCAGAGGUCAGAAGCUGACAAACCGUUAGGAUCUGAAAGACAAAAGUGAGGUCAGAGGUGGUUUACAGAAUGAGUUCAAACUGGCAGGCUCCUCCUUUGCUCUUCAACGCAUUAGGAAUGGUCUUGGUACUAAUUUCCAAUAAAGGGGAGAGAGAGAAUGCUUGCUUGAAUCAAUGCAUUGGGGGAAGGGCUGUACUCACAGAAAUAAAACCAUUGCCACCUCAAAGAGAAUAUUUGGAAAAGCACAAUGAGUGACUCAGAUACAUACUCUUGUGGGAACUCCAUUCACUGUGACCCAGACUUAAAUGACCCUCCCCCACACACACAUCUCAAAAAAAGAAACUGUCUGGGAUAUUAGUUAACAUAAGGGGGUGGCAGGGAUGAAUUUUCUGUGCAUUUGUCAGCAGUCUUUAGAGAGCUGCUUCUCUUCCUUCUUCCACAUCUCCUAAAAUCAAGGACUAUAGUCUACUUGCAGACUUGGCAGGUGCCACUGCUGAACUGUGCAGAAGGCACACAGCAUGGAUCUGCCCUGCAUUGUCAUCUGCCUGGACUUUUGUGAAAGACCCUUUGGCACACAACUUAGACUUUUUGUUGCGUUAUAAAAGCCACACACGUGUGUUGUAGAACAUGUAAGGAAAGUUAAGGAUGACACUCAGCUCAUCACAAGAGCACCAAGAGAACACUUUCAUCCUUUCUGUCCAUCUUUUGUUCUUCUUGGUAUAAAUGUGUACACGUACUCUCACCUGCUUUGGGUUUUUUGGUUUUUUGUUUGUUUGGUUUUUUAAUGAAGAAAACUGGAUCGUGCUGUAUCUACUCUUUAAUAACUUACUUUUCAAAUGUGUAUUUAUAUUUUAGAAUAUGCGAUAUAUGCACAGAUCUAUAAAAUUCAAAUAGUACACAAAUUGUAGUUGAAAGUAACUCUUCUUCCCUGUCUGCCCACAGCUAGUUUCCCUUGGGUUUCUUGUGUACUGUCCCUCACCCCUGCCAAGAAAUUCUUGUUUUUCAAAGAUAUGUAUAUAUAUAUUCUUUUUAUCACAAGUGGUAGCAUGUCAGAUGCUUUUCCCACCCUCCUGUUGCCUUAUGUAACAUGUCAUGGGCAUUUGGCGUGUCUUGGACUUUUCUGAUAGCAUCUUCAUGGUAUGGGCGAUCUUUAUUUUGUAACCUGUCCACAAAUGCAGAUGAUUUCACUUGUUUUCAGUCUUUACUGUAAAUAAUGUUAUAACUGACAUUCUUGUCACUAAAUUUUGCACACGUCUGUGGCGAGUUCCUUAGGAUAUAAUCCAAGAAGGAAAUUGGGUGACUAUUUUUAAGGAUUUUGAUACAUGUUGCCAAUACCCUGUAGAAGUUUGUACCCAGACACUGUCCUGUUUGCAGCCCCCAGAGCGCCCUGCUCUCUGGACCUAAAAAAGCACUAGGUUUUAUCACUUAUCAAACUUUUGCCAAUUUGAUAGGCAAAUAACAGUAUGUCAAUGGUAUUUCAACUUAUUGCUUAACUUUCUUUGAUUAUUAGUGAGUAACAUUUUCAUAUGCUUAUUGACCAUUUGUAUUUCUUUCUUUGUGAAUUUCUUAUUUAUUUGAUAUUGACAUGUUUAUCUAUAUCUAUGUUUAUCUUUAUUAUCUAUUUGUAACUUUAAGAAUAUUAUUUUUGUCAAGAAAUGCAACAGAUAUGCUUUCCAAGUGCUUUGCUUUCAGAUUUCAUUUAUGGUGCUUUUUGACAUACAUAAACUUAUAAUUCUGCAACUAA
This is a messenger RNA of Grammomys surdaster, 4745 nucleotides long. RefSeq names its product tetratricopeptide repeat domain 9 (gene Ttc9). Gene Ontology annotation, molecular function: protein binding. Bases 151 to 816 code for a protein of 221 amino acids. The record is from RefSeq and is a predicted model, not a curated record. The transcript has 3 exons. Lineage: Eukaryota; Metazoa; Chordata; Mammalia; Rodentia; Muridae.